AUGGAGCCAAGAGCCUGGACUCUGCAGUGUACUGCUUUCACUCUCUUUUGCGCUUGGUGUGCAUUGAAUAAUGUAAAAGCGAAGAGGCAGUUUGUGAAUGAAUGGGCGGCGGAGAUCCCCGGGGGACCGGAGGCAGCCUCAGCGAUAGCCGAGGAGCUGGGCUAUGACCUUUUGGGUCAGAUUGGGUCACUUGAAAAUCACUACUUAUUCAAACAUAAAAACCAUCCUCGGAGGUCUCGAAGGAGUGCCCUUCAUAUCACUAAGAGAUUAUCUGAUGAUGAUCGUGUGCUAUGGGCUGAACAACAGUAUGAAAAAGAGAGAAGUAAACGUUCAGUUCUAAGAGACUCAGCACUAGAUCUCUUCAAUGAUCCGAUGUGGAAUCAGCAGUGGUACUUGCAAGAUACUAGGAUGACUGCAGCCCUGCCCAAGCUGGACCUCCAUGUGAUACCUGUUUGGCAAAAAGGCAUCACAGGCAAAGGAGUUGUUAUCACUGUACUGGAUGAUGGCUUGGAGUGGAAUCACACAGACAUCUAUGCCAACUAUGAUCCAGAGGCUAGCUAUGAUUUUAACGAUAAUGACCAUGAUCCAUUUCCCCGAUAUGAUCCCACAAAUGAGAACAAACAUGGGACCAGAUGUGCAGGAGAAAUUGCCAUGCAAGCAAAUAAUCACAAGUGUGGGGUCGGAGUUGCAUACAAUUCCAAAGUUGGAGGGAUAAGAAUGCUCGACGGCAUUGUGACGGAUGCUAUUGAAGCCAGCUCAAUUGGAUUUAAUCCUGGACAUGUGGAUAUUUACAGUGCGAGCUGGGGCCCUAAUGAUGAUGGGAAAACUGUGGAGGGGCCUGGCCGACUAGCCCAGAAGGCUUUUGAAUACGGUGUCAAACAGGGGAGACAAGGAAAGGGCUCUAUCUUCGUCUGGGCUUCUGGGAAUGGGGGGCGUCAGGGAGAUAACUGUGACUGUGAUGGGUACACGGACAGUAUCUACACCAUCUCCAUCAGCAGUGCCUCGCAGCAAGGCUUAUCCCCCUGGUACGCUGAGAAGUGCUCCUCUACGCUGGCCACCUCGUACAGCAGCGGGGAUUACACCGACCAGCGAAUCACGAGUGCUGACCUGCACAACGACUGCACAGAGACCCACACAGGCACCUCUGCCUCAGCACCCCUGGCUGCUGGCAUCUUCGCUCUGGCCCUGGAAGCAAAUCCAAAUCUCACCUGGCGAGAUAUGCAGCACUUGGUUGUCUGGACCUCUGAGUAUGACCCACUGGCCAAUAACCCUGGAUGGAAAAAGAAUGGAGCAGGCUUGAUGGUGAAUAGUCGAUUUGGAUUUGGGUUGCUAAAUGCCAAAGCUCUGGUGGAUUUAGCUGAUCCCAGGACCUGGAGCAGUGUGUCUGAGAAGAAGGAGUGUGUUGUAAAGGACAAUGACUUUGAGCCCAGAGCCCUGAAAGCUAAUGGAGAAGUUAUCAUAGAAAUUCCAACAAGAGCUUGUGAAGGACAAGAAAAUGCUAUCAAGUCACUGGAACAUGUGCAAUUUGAAGCAACAAUUGAAUAUUCCCGCAGAGGAGACCUUCAUGUCACCCUCACUUCUGCUGCUGGAACCAGCACCGUACUGUUGGCUGAAAGAGAGCGGGAUACAUCUCCUAAUGGCUUUAAGAAUUGGGAUUUCAUGUCUGUUCACACGUGGGGAGAGAAUCCCAUAGGCACUUGGACUUUGGGAAUUACAGACAUUUCUGGAAGAAUGCAAAAUGAAGGAAGAAUCGUGAACUGGAAGCUAAUUCUGCAUGGGACCUCUUCUCAACCAGAACACAUGAAAGAGCCCCGAGUGUACACAUCCUACAACACCGUUCAGAAUGACCGAAGAGGGGUGGAGAAGAUGGUGGAUUCGGGGGAGGAACAGCCCACACAAGAGAACCUGAAUGUGAACACUCUGGCAUCCAAAAGCCCCAGCAGCAGCGGUGUGGGGGGCAGAAGGGAUGAGCUGGCAGAGGGAGCCCCUUCUGAGGCCAUGCUACAACUCCUACAAAGCGCUUUCAGCAAAAACUCACCCCCAAAGCAAUCACCAAAGAAGUCUCCAAGUGCAAAGCUCAACAUCCCCUACGAAAAUUUCUAUGAAGCCCUGGAAAGGCUGAACAAACCUUCCCAGCUUAAAGACUCUGAGGAUAGUCUGUAUAAUGACUACGUUGAUGUUUUCUAUAACACGAAACCUUAUAAGCACAGGGAUGACCGGCUGCUGCAAGCUCUGGUGGACAUUUUGAGGAAGGAAAAUUAA
This is a messenger RNA of Mesoplodon densirostris (Blainville's beaked whale), 2262 nucleotides long. RefSeq names its product proprotein convertase subtilisin/kexin type 1 (gene PCSK1). Gene Ontology annotation, cellular component: trans-Golgi network; Golgi membrane. Gene Ontology annotation, biological process: protein processing. The coding region runs from base 1 to 2262 and encodes 753 amino acids. The record is from RefSeq and is a predicted model, not a curated record. Gene Ontology annotation, molecular function: serine-type endopeptidase activity. The transcript is spliced from 14 exons. NCBI's taxonomy places the organism in Eukaryota, Metazoa, Chordata, Mammalia, Artiodactyla, Ziphiidae.